CCACGUGUCGCGAGUUGCUCCGGCUGCAACAUGGCGGCCGCCUGAGAGGAGCGCCGGGCCGCCGCCGCCUCUGCCGCCCGCGGGGACCUUGGCCGUCGCCGCCGCCCGCGCGCGGCCCCCGCGGAGAGAUCGAGUCUGAGGACUGCGCGGCCGGCUCCCUAGUAUGGCCAAUGAAGAGGAUGACCCAGUGGUGCAGGAGAUUGAUGUGUACCUGGCCAAGAGUCUGGCAGAGAAGCUCUAUCUGUUUCAGUACCCUGUGCGUCCUGCCUCGAUGACCUAUGAUGACAUUCCGCACCUGUCGGCCAAGAUCAAGCCCAAGCAACAGAAGGUAGAGCUCGAGAUGGCUAUCGACACCCUGAACCCCAACUACUGCCGCAGCAAAGGGGAGCAGAUCGCGCUGAACGUGGACGGCACCUGCUCCGAUGAGACCAGCACGUACUCCUCGAAGCUGAUGGACAAGCAGACCUUCUGCUCUUCCCAGACCACCAGCAACACUUCCCGCUAUGCCGCCGCGCUCUACAGGCAAGGAGAGCUCCACCUGACGCCAUUACACGGCAUCCUGCAGCUGCGGCCCAGCUUCUCCUACCUGGACAAGGCUGACGCCAAGCACCGCGAGAGGGAGGCGGCCAACGAGGCCGGAGACUCUUCUCAGGACGAGGCGGAGGAGGACGUGAAGCAGAUCACGGUCCGCUUCUCCCGUCCCGAGUCGGAGCAGGCCCGCCAGCGCCGCGUGCAGUCCUACGAGUUCCUGCAGAAGAAGCACGCGGAGGAGCCCUGGGUGCACCUGCACUACUACGGCCUGAGGGACAGCCGCUCCGAGCACGAGCGUCAGUACCUGCUGUGCCAGGGCUCCAGUGGGGCGGAGAACACGGAGCUCAUCAAGUCACCCAGUGAGUACCUCAUGAUGCUGAUGCCGCCCAGCCAGGAGGAGGAGAAAGAAAAGCCCGUGGCCCCCAGCAACGUGCUGUCCAUGGCCCAGCUGCGCACGCUGCCCUUGGCCGACCAGAUCAGGAUCCUCAUGAAGAACGUGAAGGUCAUGCCUUUUGCCAACUUGAUGAGCCUCCUAGGCCCCUCAGUCGACUCUGUGGCUGUUCUGCGUGGCAUCCAGAAAGUGGCUAUGUUAGUCCAAGGGAACUGGGUGGUCAAGAGUGAUAUCCUGUACCCCAAGGACUCCUCCAGCCCUCACAGUGGCGUGCUGGCCGAGGUGCUCUGCCGGGGCCGAGACUUUGUCAUGUGGAAGUUCACACAGAGCCGGUGGGUGGUGAGGAAAGAGGUGGCGACAGUGACUAAACUCUGCGCAGAGGACGUGAAGGACUUCUUGGAGCACAUGGCUGUGGUGAGGAUCAACAAAGGCUGGGAGUUCCUCCUGCCCUACGACGGGGAGUUCAUCAAGAAGCACCCCGACGUGGUCCAGCGGCAGCACAUGCUGUGGACGGGCAUCCAGGCCAAAUUAGAAAAAGUAUAUAAUCUUGCGAAGGAAACCAUGCCAAAGAAGCCUGACGGACAAUCAGGACCUGCAGGGCUGGUCUCUGGGGACCAGCGGGUCCAAGUAGCCAAAAGCAAGGCCCAGCAGAACCACGCUCUCCUGGACCGCGAGCUACAGCGGCGGAAGGAGCAGCUCCGAGCCUCAGAGAUCCUGCCUGGUGUGAGGGUCAAGGAGGAGCCCCUGAGUGAGGAGGGGGAGGAAGAAGAAGAGCGGGAAGCCGAAGAAGCCGAGGAACCCAUGGACACCUCGCUCAGCAGCCUCCCCGGCAGGUUGGCUAACGGGCUGCCGGCAGGCGCGGACAGCUUCAAUGGGCACCCGCCCCCUGGCUGUGCCAACACCCCCGUGGCCCAGGAACUGUGGGCCUUCGUGCGGGCCACCUUCCAGAGACAGAUCGUGCUCACGCUGAGCGAGCUCAAGCGCCUGUUCAACCUGCACCUGGCCGGCCUGCCCCCCGGCCACUUGCUGUUCAGCGGCAUCUCGGACCGCAUGCUGCAGGACACGGUGCUGGCGGCCGGAUGCAAGCAGAUCCUGGUGCCUUUUCCCCCCCAGACUGCUGCUUCCCCGGAUGAGCAGAAGGUGUUCGCCCUCUGGGACUCUGGAGACAUGAGCGAUCAGCAUCGACAGGUUUUGCUUGAAAUUUUUUCCAAAAAUUACCGGGUACGUCGGAACUUGAUCCAGUCUCGGCUGACUCAAGAGUGUGGUGAGGAUCUGAGCAAGCAGGAAGUGGACAAAGUGUUAAAGGACUGCUGUGUGAGUUAUGGUGGCAUGUGGUACCUCAAAGGGACAGUACAAUCUUGACAAUAGUUGCAAAUUAUUAAUGCCACAAAUUCAAGCCUGAGGAAGGACCGCAGAGCUAGCAGUAGAUUCAGUUACUUCAGAAGACACAGCACAAGAGGCACCGACCAUCUCGGGACAGUGAUGUCACACGUGGCCAGUGGCAGGGACAGUCUAGGAUCUUCUCUGCAGUGAAUUUGAAACGCCUGAUGUAUUCUGCUUACUAUUUGGUUCAUUCUCAUAAUAAAGAGAGUGUAUAGUGACACAGGCAGGAUGGAAAUCAUGGUUUUAAUAUUUUACUUUUCAAACAAUGCCAGCACGGUCUUAAGUUAUACUUGUUUACAAGAUGAAGAAAACCUCGAGGUUUUUUGAUAUUUCAGAUGCCUAGAAGCCAAUAAUAUAAUACUUAGUCUUGACUUGUCUAAGACUUCUGCCAAUUUCAUAAACCAAGUUGAAUUAUUUUCACCGUUGGGUUUCUGUGGCCGCCACACCAUUUAAAACGACCUACUUGAUGUAGCAGUCGUCUCGGCUGUUCACGAAACAGCAAAAACUCAGAAUCCUGUCUGACCUUACUGUUUGCAGAAGGAUGCAAUCAGAACAGGUAAGUAUGGAACAAUGUAUAAAUGAGGUUAUCACACUUUGAUGUAAAAAAUUUAUAUUUUGUGUAUUUUUAAAAUAAAUGCUAACAACUAA
Molecule: messenger RNA, 2953 nt
Organism: Erinaceus europaeus (western European hedgehog)
Lineage: Eukaryota; Metazoa; Chordata; Mammalia; Eulipotyphla; Erinaceidae
Gene: POLR3E
Product: RNA polymerase III subunit E
Exons: 21
Coding region: 164-2284 (706 amino acids)
Biological process (GO): DNA-templated transcription
Cellular component (GO): RNA polymerase III complex; nucleus
Source: RefSeq, a predicted model, not a curated record